Molecule: messenger RNA, 741 nt
Organism: Cladocopium goreaui
Lineage: Eukaryota; Dinophyceae; Suessiales; Symbiodiniaceae
Source: the annotation of a GenBank genome assembly
AUGCAGGGGUUCCGACACCUUAAGCCGCUGCUAGACGCUCCUGGCAAGGCAUUGUACCCAGAGAAUUUCUUCUUGCUUCGUGGGAACCAUGAGAGCGCCUCCAUCACACGAAUCUAUGGUUUCUACGACGAGUGCAAGCGACGAUUCAACAUCAAGCUAUGGAAGACCUUUUGUGACGUGUUUAACUGCUUGCCAAUCAGCGCUCUGGUAGAUGAGAAGGUCAUUUGCAUGCAUGGCGGCCUUUCCCCGGAGUUGCAACACUUCGAUCAGAUCCGGAAAAUUGUGCGGCCCACGGAUGUGCCUGACUCCGGUUUGGUAUGUGACUUGCUAUGGGCAGAUCCGGACAGGGAUUACGUUGGCUGGGCAGAGAACGACCGUGGCGUGUCCUACGUUUUUGGGACAGAUGUGGUGGCGGCAUUCCUCAAACGUUACAACCUGGAUUUGGUCUGCAGGGCACACCAGGUGGUUGAAGAUGGGUAUGAGUUCUUUGGGAAGCGCCAGUUAGUGACAUUGUUCAGUGCUCCCAACUACUGCGGCGAGUUCGACAACGCAGGGGCGAUGAUGACUUUGGAUGAGACUCUCAUGUGCAAGUUCAUUGUGCUCAAGUGGCUUGGGCUUUCACAAGUUUGGAGUAUAGCUUUCACAUUUGGGGGGAUUUGGGGGGAUUUGAGGGAACAAGAAUCUCGGUUUAAACUCGAAACGUGCUUCUUGCACGUGUUUGCCAGCCCUAGUUGCAUGUGA